AUGACCGUUACUGUAGUUUCGAAGAAAAGAAAAUGCGGGCCUAAGACGAGAAGCGGCUGUCAGACUUGCAAAAUAAGACGAAUAAAAUGCGAUGAGACGAAGCCUAGCUGCCUACGAUGCUCGAAGACCGGACGAAAUUGCGAUGGCUACGGCCUUGAGCCUGCCUUAAAACCUUUGGACAACAGGCGCCUGGGAGUCAUCCAGCGGUUAUACACACACACGCCAGGAAAUGGCCAAGAGAAACGGGCAUUCCAAUACUUCAUCAAUCGAACAGCAGUAGAACUGUCCGGCUUCUACAGCAGUUCAUUCUGGGAGCAGCUCAUAUUGCAAGCAAGCACUGCAGAACCGGCUUUACGACAUGCGGUAAUCGGGAUUGGGGCUUUGCACGAGGAAUACAUCAAUGGGACACUGAAGUAUGAUGUCAACGAAAGCAAUCCUACCUUUGCAGUCUCCCAGUAUACCAAAGCGAUUGGGCACCUACGGAAGUCUCUUGCCAAUGAAAAGCAAGACCCAUUGACAGCAUUGAUGUCGUGCAUACUUUUCGUAUGUUUCGACAGUCUGCGGGGCUUUUUCACCUCCGCAAUGGUUCAUCUGCACAGUGGGCUAAAGAUCCUCCGUGACUUGCGAUUUGAAUCUGCGGCCCAGAGCGACAUGGUCGAAGAAAGUCUCGGGCCUCUGUUCAAUCGGCUUAGUCUCCAGUCCAUAUUAUACGUUGACACAAGAACAACUGAGAUUCGACGAGAUUUCGUGUCUCGGUUAUCAUAUGUCAGAUCCAAGGAUGAGGAUGUACCUGAAAUAUUUGAGACAUUGGAAGAUGCGCGGACGUGUCUGAAUCAAGCAGCAGAUGGCCUUUUCAGAGUGUUCUAUCUUUGCGAUGGGGAGCUGCCUAUCAGUCAACAACCUCCUGAGUCUUACGUGAUGUUUGACAUAUACUACACCAAACUUCAUGCUUGGAAUCCCGCCUUCGAAAAAUUCAUGGCGGCCAAGUCCAAAUUCCUAAACGGCAGAGAGCUUCGUGGGGCCGCAGUCCUCAAAAUACACGCAACAAUCGUGAAGAUUAUGGCAGAAGCUUCACCUGGUCCUGGCGACGAUCGACCUAUCGGCGAAGCGAUCAACGCCUCUACUACCUUUGAACCUUUAACAAACGAUUUCCGGAUUGUGGUUACAUUAUGCAAAUCUAUAAUUGCUGCAACAGAGCAAGAUGUCCAACUUGGAAAGCCGGCCCUAAAUUUCUCUACGGAUCUUGGGAUAGUUGGCCCGCUCUACUAUGUGGCCUGUCGAUGUCGUGAUCACCCCCUACGCAACCAAGCCUUGGACUUGUUGACUCGAUGUCCGAGACGGGAAGGAAUGUGGGACAGCGAGGUUGGGGUAAGAAUGAUCAAGGAAUACUGGGCCAUCGAGGAACGGCAUAUGGCCUUCCAGAAAGAUAGUGCACAAGAGCUCGGGAUAAGCAUUCCGCUUAGUGAGGUUGUGGAUCUAGUGUUUACGGAUGGGAUGCGGUGGGAGUGGGUUUGGAAGAAUCCGCUAGAACCCCCAACUAUGGUUAGGGAGAGCAGUAUGGAUACUGUCAGUACGUCAAGUGUCAGUACGCCCGGGGGAGGCUGGGCGGACAUGGUGAGAUCCGGGAGGUCUUAUGGCUCAAUCAGAAAAGACACUGGUGUGAGAUCAUCUACACCCUCUACCUUCUAUUUCUUCAAGCAUGACCGGAAUUUUUUACAACCACCUUAG
Hyaloscypha bicolor E is the source of this 1728-nucleotide messenger RNA. RefSeq lists its product as uncharacterized. Gene Ontology annotation, molecular function: DNA-binding transcription factor activity, RNA polymerase II-specific; zinc ion binding. The transcript is spliced from 3 exons. Gene Ontology annotation, biological process: regulation of DNA-templated transcription. Lineage: Eukaryota; Fungi; Ascomycota; Leotiomycetes; Helotiales; Hyaloscyphaceae. Bases 1 to 1728 code for a protein of 575 amino acids. The record is from RefSeq and is a predicted model, not a curated record.